Molecule: messenger RNA, 1092 nt
Organism: Cylindrotheca closterium
Lineage: Eukaryota; Bacillariophyta; Bacillariophyceae; Bacillariales; Bacillariaceae
Source: the annotation of a GenBank genome assembly
AUGGUGUCAACCGAAGAUCGAAAGGAUAUCUUGUUGGUAAACAGAUACCGAUUAUCGCUGUCCAAACCGCCACAAUCAUUUUUUCGAGUAGUAGCGCUACUGUUUUACGAAGAAGUAAACGAAAAAUUGAAACAGUCUUCCAAACUUCCACCUUGGGUCCCUCAAAGAACCGAUGAUGGCAGAUCUUACAUUGUGGGAACCAACGAUGAACCAGGAUUCAUGGGUGGUUCCAUUUGCGCCGAACGAUCCACAAUCGUGCAGCUGCGAUUUCUACCAUCCGCUCGAGUGACCAAAUUGGUGAUAUGUACGGACAGUACGGAACCAAUUGCGCCAGGGAUGCUGUGUCGAGAAUUUAUGGCGGGGCAUGACUGUAUUCCAUGGGAUUUGCGCAUCAUUUCGACGGGAUGCAAGUGUACCCAGUGCGACAAACGGGACGGUGACUUGUUUAUGGAUGAUGGAAUAAAAGAGGGAUGUGUGGAUGGUAUUCCAAUAUUGGAUACCACUUUAAGAGCACUGUAUCCGUAUCCAUCGCCAUACACAAGAUGCAACUCAUCGCAAUCUGUUUCGUUUGGGGAAACCUAUUCACAAUCCACUAGUUCAAUACUUCUGACAGAAUCAAAGUCCGAUCCGUGGAAGCAGCUAUUGAAAAUGGCUACGAAAGAAGCAAGCGCCAAUAUUUCCGAAAACCAUCCAAUACAGUUCGGAGCUGCUGUAUCCUUUGCAGAUGGAACUUUUGCUACAAGCAGACAAAUCAGUGCCCUGGAGUAUGGAUGUAGCUUGGAUGCUGUCAGUCAAUUGGCCCCCCAUUUUCGUGGAAAAGAACCACAUUUACUCGUUCAGGUGGAUCAAUAUGGCGUGGCACAUUCGCCAUUUGCACCAGCCCGUGCCUUCUUGAGCGAAAAUGAAAACUACAAGGACUGCAAAAUACUGGUACAUACUACCGGUGCAAGUGCAAACGCAGAAGAUGCAGCGAAUCUAGCAAGCUGGUCCUUAACGAUAAUUUCAGUAUCGGACUUGGCGCCCAACGCACCAGAUUGGACUAGUAGCACACCAGAACGAGAGCAUAUUAAGAAAAAGAUCCGACAAAUCUGA